Bombus pascuorum is the source of this 1155-nucleotide messenger RNA. It is a transcript of the gene Ufd1-like, whose product is annotated as ubiquitin recognition factor in ER-associated degradation protein 1. Lineage: Eukaryota; Metazoa; Arthropoda; Insecta; Hymenoptera; Apidae. Bases 16 to 912 code for a protein of 298 amino acids. The transcript has 5 exons. Gene Ontology annotation, cellular component: VCP-NPL4-UFD1 AAA ATPase complex. The record is from RefSeq and is a predicted model, not a curated record. Gene Ontology annotation, molecular function: polyubiquitin modification-dependent protein binding.
GUUGUUUCGAUUAACAUGACUUUUCACUUUCAGUUUGGAUUUAACAUGUUUCCGGAGAUUGUCAGACCUUUCAACAACCACUAUAGAUGUUUUUCUGUGUCAAUGUUACCGGGUACAUAUCGACGAGAUGUAGAACGUGGAGGGAAAAUAAUCAUGCCACCCUCAGCUUUAGAGCAUCUCACAAGAUUAAAUAUUAGAUUUCCUAUGUUAUUCAGAUUAAGUAAUGAAAAAACCAAUAGAAUUACUCAUUGUGGAGUUUUAGAGUUUGUUGCGGAUGAAGGAAGAGUUUAUUUACCUUGUUGGAUGAUGUACAAUCUUUUAUUACAAGAAGGAGAAUUAAUAAAUGUUGAAAGUGUAAAUUUACCUGUUGCAACAUUUUCACGUUUUCAACCACAAUCCGAAGAUUUUUUAGACAUCACAAAUCCUAAAGCUGUUUUAGAAAAUGGAUUAAGAAAUUUUGCUUGUCUUACAACAGGUGACAUUAUUGCUAUAAAAUACAAUCAAAGAAUAUAUGAAAUGUGUGUUUUGGAAACAAGACCAGGUCCAGCGGUCACUAUCAUAGAAUGUGAUAUGAACGUUGAAUUUGCACCACCAUUGGGAUAUGUAGAAAAAGAGACUAAAAAGGAUGAAAAUGUAGUAGAUCCUGCAGAUUUAAUGCCAGCACCAUCUGGUUUUGUGCCAUUCAAAGGAGAAGGUAAUAGACUAGAUGGCAAAAAACGUAGAGAUUUUGCAAAACCAGAAGUUACUACAAGUAAACCGGCUUAUGUUAGAGGAAUACCAGAUUAUGAUUAUAAAAUAGGAACACUUACGUUCUUGCGCAUUAGUAAACCUGUUAAUAAUAAAGAGGCAAAAGACCCAGAUGAAUUCAAAGCAUUCACUGGUGAAGGGUUUUCUCUUAGGAAAUCAAAAUAAUUAAAUAAUUGGUUUAUUUAUUUUCAUACAAUUACAUGUAUUUGUAAAAGAUUGCAGUGAGAAUUUUAAUUUACCAAAGGACCCCAGAAAUAUUUACUGGGUUUUGUUGGAUCUUCUGUUAAGAAGAACUCACGACCCAAUGUUAUGAAUUCUUCAAAGCUAAUUUUACCAUCAUCAUUAAUAUCAAUAUGACUGAAGGAAAUAACUGCAUCCUAUAAUAAAUAUUUCAGUUUAAUCAAUUCA